Messenger RNA from Eptesicus fuscus (big brown bat), 476 nucleotides. Its product is annotated as cytochrome c oxidase subunit 6C. Gene Ontology annotation, biological process: mitochondrial electron transport, cytochrome c to oxygen. The transcript is spliced from 4 exons. Lineage: Eukaryota; Metazoa; Chordata; Mammalia; Chiroptera; Vespertilionidae. Bases 111 to 338 code for a protein of 75 amino acids. The record is from RefSeq and is a predicted model, not a curated record.
UUUCGGCCACCGUCUGCCCCUUCUUUUUGAGCGCAUGCGCACUGCCGGGGCGUCAUCCAGUUCUCCCUCAGGAAGGACGGACGUUGGUGUUGGGGGAGAAUAUAACUAUCAUGUCUUCCGGUGCUUUGCCAAAACCUCAGAUGCGUGGCCUUCUGGCCAGGCGUCUGAGAAUUCAUAUUGUUGGAGCCGUACUUGUAUCCCUGGGGGUUGCAGCUUUCUAUAAGUUUGGUGUAGCUGAACCAAGAAAGAAGGCAUAUGCAGAUUUCUACAGAAAUUAUGAUUCCAUGAAAGAUUUUGAGGAGAUGAGGAAGGCUGGUAUCUUUCAGAGUACAAAGUGAUCUUGGAAUGUAAAGAAUUUCUUUGGGUUGAAUUCCACUGAAGUUUGUUGCUGACCUAUAUUCCUGAACUCUAUGAAACAUGAAUAUUUGAGCUAAGGAAUAGUUUCUCUUGAUAAAUAAACAAUGAAAUACUGUGGA